Messenger RNA from Closterium sp. Naga37s-1, 1470 nucleotides. The record is from the annotation of a GenBank genome assembly. NCBI's taxonomy places the organism in Eukaryota, Viridiplantae, Streptophyta, Zygnematophyceae, Desmidiales, Closteriaceae.
AUGCACCGAUGGAAAGGCCCUUGUGCUGCCCAGCCAGAAGCGCUACGUGAACCGGAUGACAUGUGGCACCAGUCGACACAGAGGGAGGGCGUGGUGGUGUUCGCGCUGCCUGGCGAGCGUGGAUUGGCCCCCGUGGAGGGCGACUUCUGCCUCAAAUUCAUCGACCGCAACGGGGAUUUCUACUGUUGGCUUAACACAGGCAUGAUGCCCAACCGCCUUGUCAUUCCGUGUGAAGAAUUCGACAACUUUGACAAGCGCCGUCUCCCCUCGCCCGGGCUGCAAGUGGAGGUCAUUCUGCUGGACCACGAUGCCCCCCUGCCGCAACCCACGAAGAAAACCCCCGCUACUGCUGCUGCUGCUGCUGCUGCUGGUACCACCUCAUCGGCUGCUGGUUCAUCUGCUGCUGCUGCGAGAUCAGCAGCAGCAGGGAAGGGCGCAGGAUCAGAUGCCAAGGGGAAAGGUCUGGCUUCUGCUGCAAGUGCUGCCAGUGCUGCUUCCAAGCCUGCUCCUGCUGCCACCAAGGCCUCCUCAGGCUUCUCCCUCGCAGCCUCCUUCCAAAGCUUCAUGAUGGGAGCAACAGCCAAGCCCCAGGCAACUCCCCAGCAGCAGCAACAAAAGGCAAGGCAGCAAGCACCAGCGUCGUCCUCAGCCCCAGCUGGCUCUCGAACCGCUGCUGCUGGCGGCACUGGUGCUCGUGCUGGUGCCGGUGCUGGUGCUGGUGCUGGUGGUGCUGGUGCUGGUGCAGGGGGGCCAAAACACUCACUUGAGGGCAGUAGUGGUACCGGCAAAUCAAGAAAGGCAGAGGAGGAGGAUGAUAUGCACCCAGACAUCUUCAGUGACAGCGAUGAUGAUUACGAUGAGCGAGGGGAGGAGGAGACGGAAGAGGUGGGGACUGGGCGUGGAGCAGGUGGAACAGGGAGGGUGGGGAAGGAGAGGAGGGAAACCCCUCCACUGAUCGGUCUCGAGGAGGCUCCUGGUGUUCCCUCACCUGCAGCAGGCGUGGCAGCAGCGGCAGCAGGAGGCACAGCAGCAGCAUUGGGGAGAAUUGGGUCCCCAGCAGGUUCCGGCCUGAGCCUGACCUCCCUGGGAACAGCAGCAGCUGGUGCUGCUGCCAGCCCAGCAGCGGCAGCAGGAGCAGGAGCAGCAGGAAUGGCUGGGAGAACCUCGUCGCCCCUCCGUGGCCCGUCCAACCCGGUAACCGCUGGGGCAGUGACAGGUGCAGGGGCAGGGGCAGCUAAUUCUGCUGCUGCUGCUGCAGAUUCUGCCAGUCCUGCUGUUAAAGCUGCUACUGUAGCAGUAACAGCAGCCAAGCCAGGAGCAGCGGCAGCAGGGGUGGGGGCAGGGGAGAGCAAGGAGAAGGACCUUCAGUUCUUUGGGCCGUCGAGUGACUUUGCCAUUGCUGCUGCCAGUGCUGCUGAUGCUUCAGUGUUCUCCUUUGGAGACGACGAGGAUGAUUUGGAGGACUUUUAG